AAUAACUACUGCUGAUCUGCUAUUAGUGGCCAGAUGGCAAAGAUCCACCGAAUUAAGUCAGAAAUUUUCCUCACUGUUUUAUCGAAGUGUUUGUCCAAAACGAAAUUGAAAAUUGAGUUUUACUUUUCAUAUUUAUUGUUUCCAACUGGAGUAGAUUUAAUCUGGCUUAAAAAAAGUUAAUUUAUUUUGAAGUUGGCCGCCACUGGUAACAAAGGAUCGCAGACGGAAGUAGAACAUGGGCAGUAGAUGGAGAGAAGAGGAAGAGAGGGGGAGAGAAGCGAGUGAACAGGUUGGGUUUUCCCAGCCUGAAAGCUUUUGUGGCGUUCCCGGAGGGAGUUAUCGGAUUUGCUCCGAGCAGCCGACAUCAGAGAGAGGGAGAGGAGAGAGAGCGAAGAGGAAAGAAUAAAAAACGACAGCCUUUCUUUCAUCGAGCAGGUCAAAACAGAACAUCUCGUUUUCAGAUCAUCAUCAGAAGUAGCUGGUUUAGCCGCACCGAACAUGCCGGCAGCACUUUACCUGAACAGGUCGUGGCAGACGUCACACACUGAGGGGGCUGCAGCUUUAAUUCAGCCCAGCAGGACCUCACCUGAUUCCACUGCUGUCUCCGAAAUAAAGAUCCUGCCCCCGGCCCCUUUGCACUAGUUGAACUCCAGCCACUAAAGAGGAUGAUUGAGGAAGGAGGGAGGACAGGGAAGACCAUGGCGGAGAAGAGGCAGAUUUUUACGGAGAUGAUGUCUCAGAAUUUUGACACAAUCCGACUCUCCACAUAUCGCACAGCCUGCAAGCUCCGAUUCGUCCAGAAGAAAUGCAACCUGCACUUGGUGGACGUGUGGAAUAUGAUCGAGGCCUUUCGGGAUAACGGCCUGAACACGCUGGAUCAUAACACUGAGCUGAGCAUGUCCAGACUGGAGACCAUUAUCUCCUCCAUCUACUAUCAGCUCAACAAACGCCUGCCGACCACCCACCAGAUUAACGUCCAGCAGAGCAUCAGCCUUCUGCUCAACUUCUUGUUGGCUGCACAUGACAGUGAAGGCCAGGGGAAGGUGACUGUGUUCUCAGUGAAGGCGAUGCUGGCUAUAAUGUGUGCAGGGAAGAUCGUGGAUAAACUGCGCUAUAUUUUCUCUCAGAUCUCGGACACGAACGGGGCGAUGACUCUGUCAAAAUUUGAUCACUUCCUGAGGGAGGGGCUUAAGCUGCCGUCCGCCGUGUUCGAGGGUCCGUCCUUCGGCUACACGGAACACUCUGCCCACGCGUGCUUCCCCCAGCAGAAGAAAGUGAUGUUGAACACGUUUCUGGACACCAUAAUGGCUGACCCUCCUCCUCAGUGUCUUGUCUGGCUGCUCCUCAUGCAUCGCCUUGCUAACGUGGAGAGCGUCUUCCAUCCAGUUGUUUGCUCGUACUGUCGUAGUGAAGGCAUGGUUGGGUUUCGGUAUCGAUGCCAGCAGUGCUUCAACUAUCAGCUCUGCCAGAACUGCUUCUGGCGCGGUCAUGCCAGCGGUAACCAUAGCGACCAGCACCAAAUGAAGGAGCAGUCGUCCUGGAAAUCUCCUGCUAAGAAGCUGAGCCAUGCCAUUAGUAAAUCUUUCGGGUGUGUUUCGAACCGUGAGCCCCCUCACCCGAUGUUCCCCGAAAACCCUGAAAGACCACUCGACCUGUCCAACAUCGUUCCACCCCGUCCCGUUCAAAACAGCAUGAAUGACUCAGUCACGCCCCCCUCUGAAGGCCACACCCCCAUCAAAAGUAGCGUGCAGGGUAUAGCUGCUGCUCAGCGUAUGAAUGAGGAACACGCAUUGAUUGCAGCUUAUGUGGACAAACUCCGGACGAGCCCACGUGCGCUGGACAGUCCCAGUCGAAUGGACGAGGAGCACCGGCUAAUCGCCCGAUACACAGCUCGGUUGGCAGCUGACCCCAGCAACGCAGCCCAGACGCCUCAGCAGCUCAGCUUUGAUGCUAACAAGCAGCAACGGCAGCUAAUAGCAGAACUGGAAAACAAAAACAGGGAGAUCCUGCAGGAGAUCCAGCGUUUGCGUUUGGAGCACGAACAAGCGUCCCAGCCCACUCCAGAGAAAGCCCAGCAGAACCCCACCCUGCUGGCUGAACUCAGGCUGCUCAGGCAGAGGAAGGAUGAGUUGGAGCAGAGGAUGUCUGCUCUGCAGGAGAGCCGGAGGGAGCUAAUGGUGCAGCUAGAGGGGCUGAUGAAACUGCUGAAGGAAGAGGAGCAGAGGCAGGCUUCUCAGGCAGCUGGCUCUCCUCAGACCUCACCUGGCCAAGGCUCUUCUCGUCCAAUCCCCAUGCCCAUACGCUCUGCAGGCACCACCCCAACCCACACAGGCCACGCCCCCUCCCACAUGCCCCAGGACUCUCUGGCUGGAGUGGGCGGAGACGUGCAGGAGGCUUUUGCUCAGGGAGCACGUAGGAACCUGCGUAAUGAUCUUCUAGUGGCAGCUGACUCCAUCACCAACACCAUGUCCUCUUUAGUCAAGGAGUUGCACACUGUGGAGGAUGGAGGGGAUGAAGAAGAUGAGAGAUUACAGAAUGGGAAGGACAGAGGCUAAGCCAAAUGUGAAGCUAGCGAUACCAAGUGCGGUGAUUGGACGGCAGAGAGCGAUCGCUCGGGAGGCUCCACCCAAAGAAACCAGGCACAUCAUUCAGCCACUGCUGUCGCCAUGGCAACAUCACGUCAACCAAGCCUAGGGUUUAGUGGUGCUCCAUCUUCUGGCUCGACCACUCAGAGGAUAGUUUGAGGAUGUGGGCAGGGGUGUCGCUGUGUCCACUGUUGGUCACUGUGGAUGUUGUGUGUGUUUUCUUGUUGUUUCUUGUGUUUUGCUGAACAGCUCUUUCUUUAAGUAGUUUAGUUUGGUUUCGCUCGUUGAUUUGGGAGUAUUUCAUUAGCGAUUGCUGCGCCAAAAGGUAUUGCAGAACUACUGAUUAGGUCUAGUGACGAUGUGCUCAUGAGUGUCAGAUUGAUUGACAGCUCAAAGACGCACCCGUUAACGGUUUACAGAAAGUGACGUGGCUCGGUGGACGGAGUGAAGUGGUGAUGGAGAGAGAAAGAAGGCAGGGAGGUGAAGGGAAUUGAAAAGGAUGGUUGAAUUUAUCAAUGACAGGUUGAUGACGGGUUGAGUAGGUUGUUUUGUGGCUGUGGUGAUGUUGAUUGGGGGGUCAAGUUGAUGCAGAUUAAAGAAAGACUUAUUGCUGUAUGACUGGUCUGCUUAAAGGGGAAUUCCACCAAAUUUUCAAAAUUUCUACAUAAUUCAGUGGUUGAGAUGUAAACAAAGUCAUUCUGAGUGGUUUGAGGUGAAAUCAUUGAUUGUAGAGACUCAUUUCUUUACAGUGGUGGUGAUAGAAAUCAGGGGGUCGCCAUGACUACAACACAAAUUAUAGGCAUUUUAUUUGCUGAGUUUUAUAUGUAAUGUUAAUAGUGAUAAAUCUGAAAAAAUGUUUUCUUUGCAUGACAACACCCUGCAUAUACACCAUGAGCGGCUUUUUAAAAGUAUGUUUUGGGCCGAUAUUUUCUCAGAACUGUCGUAAAACAAUGAGUGUGUUUUACAUGCACUUCAUAAUCCGAUAACUGUCAGUAAUCUGAUCAACAAGUUUACAUGCACCUGAGUAAUCAGAUAAUGUGAAAAACGUAACGCAGCAGAAAACGUAACGUAAAAAAAAUGGCUUUUUUUCAAAACAUUGCGCCACUUUACCUGAAAAUAUGAACAAACAUCAUCUAGAAGAUGAAGAAUAUUUAAAUCCUUUAUUUCGUCGAGCAUGUUGUUGGUUUCAGCGUCGCUCCAAAAGUGUUUUGCUGCGUCUCGCGGUGAUUCUGCUCGCUUAUUUCCAGUAUCAGUCUGUUUUCGCACAUGCUCAGACUGAGAAAUCCGAAAGAAAUCAGAGUAAGAGUUUACAUGCACUGAGAAAUCUGAUUACUGAGCUAAAAUCCAGCUCUCUUUAUUUCCGGAGUUAAUCCUUUAUCAGAUUUCUAGACCUUACUCUGAUCUAAGAAAUCAGAGCGUGCUGUUUACCAUUUGAAUAAUCAGAUAACUGCAGAAAUCCGAUAAUGAUUGGAUUAUUGAGUGCGUGUAAACACAAGGUCUGAGGCAUCAGUGUAUUUGUAAAUGUAAUAACUGUGUGAGUUGGUAAUUUUCUCUAGAACCACCCUGAAUGACUUUGUGUACAUCUCCAUGAUGGAAUUAUGUUAAACGUUUGAAAAACUGAUGUAAUUCCCCUUUUCUAUGGAACAGAACCAAAAAAGGGGUCGAUUGCUGUGCUGUUAAUUUAUUUUUUUGUGUUUUGCGUUAGAUUUUAUUUAUUUUAAUAGGACAGUUUUAAGCUUGUAGGUGUACAUUUGAAAAGCGUUACGAUUAUGAGUUUAUAUGCUUGUUGUCCAGACAAACUGUGAGCCUGGUCUGCAGCUACGAAGUCAGCAUUAACGCUCCACUGGCUUUAUAGAGGAGCGAGGCUCAGACUGAAGAGUCUGGUCGUCAUGAAGAAUCAUAAAGACUCGUAUCUGCGCUGGAGUUUGUGUAUAUAUUAAAGGAAUGGAGUAUUUAGUUUUAUAGAAGCUGAUUUUAGGUACAGAUAUAAAGACAGAGACUGAGAAUAUACUGUGGUUGGUCCUGAACUGGACUGCUGUACCCAUGAGGUCUCGUUUUGUAGUUUUUAAUCCAAGCACUGUUUGUAGUCCUUACAUUUCAGGCUCUGUUGAGUGCACAUUUCACACACACGCACACACACACACACAUACAGCGGCGUGCAAAGGUUCGGGCACCCCGGUCAAAUGACAUAGUUUAUUUGUGAGAAUACAGAGAACACGCUUGAAGGGGAAUUCCACUAAAAUUUUAAAAUAUUUGUGCAAUUCAAUCAUUGAGAUGUAAACAGUCAUUCAGAGUGGUUUGAUAUGAAAUGGUUCAUUGUAGAGACUCAGCGGUGGUGAUAUAUGAACCAGGCGGCAACGUGACUACAACACGGAUAUAGCCGUUUUAUUUACUAUCCAAAACCACCAGUGAACCUACCAGGGAAGAGUCUUCUGAGUUUUAUAUGGAAUGUUGAUGAUGGUAAAAUAGUGGGAUUUCAGGAAAAAUAAGCUUUUCUUGGGAUAUUCAUAACCAUUUCAUAAGAUAUGGGAGCUUUUAGAGGCAUUAAACACUUAAGACAUCUGGUUCCUAUCACCACAACUGACUCUGCAACUUUUUUGAGCCAUUUCGUAUCAAGCCACUCUGAAUGACUUUGUUCAAAAUUUGCUGGAAUUCUCCUUUAAAUGUGGCAUUUUUGCAGAUUUUAUUGCACAAGUUCUAUUUCGCUGUUGUCGGAAGAAAACCUCGUAUCACCAAAAUGGUAACUUAACAGGAGAAGGAAAAAACCUACUUUACUGUUAAUGUAAGUCAAAACCAGACUUUUUUUUUCCAAGUCAUUUUGGGUCGUUUCUUUUGGUCCGUUCAUCUUGAAAUUUACACACAAUGUAAAGGGCAACAGGCAUUUUUAGAUUAUGUCAAAAACUGAAAAAUGCCAGAAAUUGAGAUACAAGGUUUUGUUCCGACAACAGCGAUUUAUUUGUUGUGAAUAUAGAAAAAUAAAAUGUGCUAUAACUUUUGCACAGGCCUCAUUCUGUUUUUUACUUUUCUGUGUUAAAUUCAGGAAAUAAACAGUGAUUAUGCCUUGAAAUUUGCCGAAAAUUUGUUUUCUAAACAGUUCGCUUAUUUACACUUAGAAAAUCAACAACAACAACAUGCCAUUUGACCAGGGGCACCCAAACUUUUGCACACCCCUGUAUCUGACCUGCUGGGUUUUACUUAUAAUGUGUAUGCGAUUGCAAAAUGCUGGAUUGCCUCAGUAACGAUGCUGCCUUCAUUUACUAGAGUCCCAGAAUUGUGGGAAAUGUAUUUUUCUAGCCGUAAUGGCGUUUCCUGGUCCUGCAGUCGGCUGCAGCCAGAGGAAUCAUUGUCAUUAUCUAAUUGUGCCAAAAUUACUUGUUGAAUUGCGGUUUUCCUGUGUUUGUAGUCUCCUGGUCUCAGUUUAUAGGCUUUAAAAACCAGCUGUGCUCUUUUUCCCCCCUGUUGUGUUACUCGCUCAUGAUUCUGGAACUUUCUGAGCGUCUGGCUUCGCUAACAGGAGCAGGUUUGGGUUCUGCACUCCAUACAGAUUAGAUUUAAUUUUUAAUUUUUCUGCAUAAUUUAGUGGUUGAGAGACAUUCGGAGUGGUUUGGUGUGAAAUGUUUGAUUGUAGAGACUCAGAUUUCUUUACAGUGGUGGUGAUAGGAACCAGGGGUCGCCAUGACUACAACACAAAUAUAGACAUUUCAUUUACUAUACUACACUUACUGUCGCUUUAAAUUUUUUCUUUUUUUUUUCUUUUUGGCAAAAUUUGAAAAUGCCAGCUGCCGUGUACACUGUGUUCAAAUUUCAGGAUGGGCCGAUAAAAUAAUUUAAAUGGCUUAAACAAUCUUUUUACAUUAACUUGCAUUCAAAGUUAAAGAUGUUACGAUUGUGUUAAAACGUCAGGAUGAACAAACCAACAGAAAUGAUCCAGAAUUACCUGGAAAAAAUCGUUACAUUGACUUGCAAUAAGUUAUCUCUCUAAAUUUAGUGCAUUUCACAUCAAACUGAUCUGAACGACUAACUCUGAAUUUUGCUGAAAUUUUGGAAACUCACUGGAGUUCCCCUUCAAUAAAGAAGGUGAAUAUGUAAAUACAGAUUAAUUUGAAUGUCAUAUUUUUGAUUUGUCUGACUGCUGAGCUCAUACCUAACCCUAAAAAUGACUGGAUGACAUCACUUCCUGUUUUCCAGAACUGGGGCCUGUAGUUUUAUAGCUGAAGCAGAUUUUACUGUUGGUUCUAUAAUUCAAGGGACGGUCCACCACUUUUCAAUAAUUUGGCUACUUCUUCAAAGAAAAUACCCUUUUGUCUUAAAAAUCACCUCAGCCUUGAUGAUCUUUAGAAACUGAGAUACUGAGUACUGAUUUCCACAAAGUGUUGGCACCCUCGUCUUCAGUGAAAAUCCCCUCUAUUUUCUUAAUUUCCUUCUUUCCUAAGAGGACUUUUCUAUGGACAUUUUCUAAACCUCAAGCCACAAAAUUGCCACUUUUCAGAAAUGGACUUGAAACUGUUGUAUUUUGUAUGAUCAGAUUUCAUUCUCAGCUCUCGGAAGUGUAAGCAGUGGGGAGCGGUGGGUGGAAAAGAAACGGUCAUUUUAUUUUCCUCUCAAGACUGAAUGCAUGUUGACAUUUGCAGUGUGAUUUUGAAAUGUGGUGGUGUGUCUUUUUGUGUUCUGCUCAGCACAGAGUGUUUUGACCAGCAGAAAGAGGUGUGUUGGGGGGGCACGUGGUGCUGGGAACCGUCAGCUUUCUCCUCAUCCAGCCCCCCCUCCCCCGCCCCUAUCAGUCUCAGAGAAGACCGCCUAUGACUGUGUUUCAGAUUUUUAACAAAACGACUCCAAAAAUGAACAAAUCUCUAGAGGCAUGUUUCUGAUGUCCAUGAUUUUAAAUGCUAUGUUGUAUCCAGAAUAAAUGAUAUUUUUAAAAGGAAAAUUACA
Colossoma macropomum (tambaqui) is the source of this 7517-nucleotide messenger RNA. RefSeq names its product dystrobrevin, beta a (gene dtnba). The record is from RefSeq and is a predicted model, not a curated record. Lineage: Eukaryota; Metazoa; Chordata; Actinopteri; Characiformes; Serrasalmidae. Gene Ontology annotation, cellular component: synapse; plasma membrane. The coding region runs from base 666 to 2555 and encodes 629 amino acids. Gene Ontology annotation, biological process: synaptic signaling. The transcript is spliced from 22 exons. Gene Ontology annotation, molecular function: zinc ion binding.